Brassica napus (rape) is the source of this 969-nucleotide messenger RNA. RefSeq names its product transcription factor bHLH18-like. Lineage: Eukaryota; Viridiplantae; Streptophyta; Magnoliopsida; Brassicales; Brassicaceae. The record is from RefSeq and is a predicted model, not a curated record. The transcript has 4 exons. Gene Ontology annotation, molecular function: protein dimerization activity. Bases 1 to 969 code for a protein of 322 amino acids.
AUGGCCACAACAAUGAACGUAUUCUCUACCAAAUGGUCCUCUGAAAUGGAUAUAGAGGAGUAUAGCAUCAUCCACCAAUACCACAUGAACUCAUUCUUAGGAGAUUUCCCACAAUCUCUCUCAUCUCUUGAUGAUACUACCACUUGUUAUAACUUUGAUGCUUCUUGUGAUGAUGAUUUGCUCGAAGAGAAACCUUCAAAGAUCCUCAAGACCACUCACGUAUUACCAAAGUUAUAUCCAUGUCCUUCUUACAAUCCUCCUCCACAAUCUCAGCCACCUUCUAGAAUUCUUUCUUUCGAAAAGACAGGAUUGAAAGUAAUGAAUCACAACUCUCCGAACUUAAUAUUUAGCCCCAAGAAAGAAGUUGGAUCACCAGAUCUGAUAACAAGAGGGACAAAGAGGGCUCAACCCUUAACUCGAAGCCAAUCAAAUGCUCAAGAUCACAUACUCGCUGAGAGAAAACGCAGAGAAAAACUUACUCAAAGAUUUGUAGCUCUUUCCGCCCAGAUUCCUGGUCUAAAGAAGAUGGACAAGGCUUCAGUGUUGGGAGAUGCAAUAAAGCAUAUAAAGUACCUCCAAGAGAGUGUGAAAGAGUAUGAAGAACAAAAGAAAGAAAGAACAAUGGAAUCAAUGGUUCUUGUGAAAAAAUCUCAGCUGGUUUUGGAUGAAAAUUAUCAAUUAUCCUCAUCUUCCUCUGAUGGAAAUCGUGACUGCUCGAGCUCGAAUCUUCCAGAGAUGGAAGUUAGGGUUUCAGGAAACGAUGUUCUUAUUAAGAUCCUAUGCGAGAAGCAAAAUUGUAAUCUGAUCAAGAUUAUGAGUGAGGUUGAAAAGCUUGGUUUGUCUAUCACCAACAGCAGUGUCUUGCCAUUUGGACCCACUUUCGACAUCUCUAUCAUCUCUCAGAAGACGAGCAAUUUUGAUAUGAAAGUUGAGGACGUUGUGAAGAGCUUGAGUUGUGGUUUAUCAUAG